CCCGCAGGUCAGUGCGAGGCAAACGUCAGGCGUGUGUGGGUGUGCGGUGCUAAGCGGCUGAUGGUCUCUACCCGAAGUCUAUAAUUUAAUUGCUUUGUGUACAGCAAAAACAUGAAAAAAAUCUGCGCAACCAUCUGCUAAGGAUUUUCUUAACAACGUCAACAUACUUUAGUAGCUAGGAAAUCUCUUGCUGGUCCCGUGGCCGCUCUGACGACGUCAAAGCGUCCUCAAGAAUUCAGCGGGAAGAUUUCUACGUGAAGAGAUAACGUCUAUUUUCGUGUCAUAGACAGCAUAUAUAGACUGAAAACUGGCACUGACAUUACUAUUCAUUGUACUUUUCAUGAUUCCAUGAUACUGUCUGAACGAUUUAUUAAUUCAAACUAAUUUUUACGUGAUUUUUCCAUUGCUUUUGCUAAGAAAUUUUCAAUUUUGUCUGUACUCCGUUAUGGACGCGUCAGUGCCUAUUAAAAGAUUGUGUUGAAAUCUUGGACCAAAUUUAGGAAAACGAUUGUGUUCUCUAUUGUCUUUCUGUUAAUGCGUCACAUAUGCGUUAAUGCCUCAAAAUAUGAAGUGCCCGAUUUUGUUUUAUUAUUCUGACGUGAGUAUAAACUUUGCACCGUGGCAUGAUCUGGCGAAAGAAAUCUCUAACGUUGCGAUCUUCUUUGAACCUAAAAAUUUCUGUCAAUUUUUACAAGCUUAAAUAGACGUAGCGUCGCAUAGAAUCCCCGCCACUUGUCGAUACAAACGGAUUGACCAAUCAUUAACAGACUUUAUUAUCAAGGACUGACUUCAUCCGAUCAUCGCUGAACGUAAAAAUUUUCGGGCGUUACCAUUAUCAUCUGACGAAGGGAUCAUUGUUAUACCAAAUCAUCAUCCACGAGCGUAACCAUCAUCUACUGACUUACCGAUCAUCGUUAGACUGGACCAUCAUUUGCAAUCAUCAUCAUCGUCUAAAGCAAGAGUCUACCUCGUCACCUGCUGACGAUAUACUGGACCAUCAUUCGCAAUCAUCUUCAUCGUCUUCUAAAGCAAGAGUCUACCUCGUCAGCUGCUGACGAUGGAGCGCCAGAUCCCGCACAUCCUGGACGUGUUCUCGUCAUCCCCGGGGGCGCGGCGGAGGCUGAGAGCGGGCAUCGUGAGCGCGGACAAAGACGAUCUACAUAAGAACCCAGGCAGCGACUCGGCCGUAGGCUCGACCGACGACGAGAGCGACGAGCAGAAGAACAUCGCCAAGUACUUCGACUACCUCAACGAGGAUGACUUCUCGGGCAGCAGCCAGCGCAAGAAGAAGAAGAAAACUACGACCACCUCAAGAGAAAACACAAAUAAAGACACUAAAGUGCCCGAUCAAAAAGGUGGAAGCGUUACUGAAAAUAACGAGAAGAAUAAGGUCGGACAAAAUAACAAUAAAAAAGAAAAGGCUCAUCGUAAAGGUGAGCAAGAGAGAGAUAUUCGGCAUAUUGAACGACAUCUUUCGAUGAAGAAAACCAUACGUAAAAAAAUGAUGCGAGACUUACAGCAAGCUUUUGUGGAAGAUCCAAAAGAUCUUCAACAAGAUCCCAAGGGUCUGGCUGAUGACAAGAAGAAUAACAUUGAUAUAAACAAUUUGACUUUUUCUAAAAAUCGCAUGUCUAAAUCAGAACAUAAUUUUCUUGAUAUGUUAAAAGAGGAUCAGGUUAAAGAACGAAAAGGCCUUAGAGCGUUAAUGGACUUUAGGAAACCUUCGCUUACAGCCCAGCCUGAACCUGAAAUCAGACCCCCAACGAAAGAGGGCGACUCGAAAAUUCUUAAAGAACCCAAACCGGUUAACGAUAAAACUCAAAUUUCUGCUAAUGAAUCUAAAUCAGACGAAAACAUCCCAAAAGAAACCAAGCCCUUGGAUUCAAAAUUAAGGGACACUAAACCAAUUAAUAUGAAAUCAACUGAUAAGAAGUUCAUUGACGAGGAUUCCGGUCAUGAUUCGCCGACUCACGAAUCGCAUGAGCCGUUGAAUCAGAAAAGUAGGAGCCGAGACGACCUCGACGAGACGUGCGACUCAAAAGACGCCUCAUCUAAAAAAUCGAGUUUUUGGAAGCGAUUCACAGGCAAAAAUAAAACUAAGCGAUGAUGCCUCAUUCGGCGCUAAAAAUAAUGUGUUCCUGAUAUAAAAUGGUGUCCAUAGUUAUUACAUUUAGGGAUAUUUGAUGUGUCUGUUGUUGAAUACUUAGGUAUAGAUUUGCCACUCUCUUUCUUGCAUUGCUUACCUAAUUAAGAUUAAAGCAUUUAUACAUUUUCCUCAGUAGGUUCCUGUUGUUUAUUUGGUAAAUAUUUUGCCAAGCUAACAGAUACUGCUUAAUCUAGCCUAUAUAUCUUUUUAUUUAGAAUAUCUUGUAUCUCUUUUCAUUCUAUUAUCCUAUCGACAAAGAGAAUUAUCCUGCAUUUUCAUUUUUUUUGCUUUCAUACUUUUUAAUUUUCUGCUGUGCUAUUGAUGAUCUGCGUGAAGGAAUAGAAACCUUAAAAAUAUCUCAUAAUGUAUUGACAUUUUAUUCCUUAUGUGUUAAAUUAUUGGCCCGGAUUGGUUAUUCUGCGUAAUUAAAAAUAGGCAUCAGAUAUUUCAAUUCCCUUAGGUAUUAAUUGACAAGUUUAGCCUAGAUGCAGUGCAUCGAUGAGGAGCUUUUAAUAUGUAAAAAGAUUAGAAAUUAUUGUUAUCGAUUUGUACUAGUCUAUGAAUUCUUUUAAGCUUUCAUUUCCUGAGGUUCAAUAUCUUCGAAAUUUAUUGCAUUUCCUUACAGCCGAGCGUUUACAGCCGAGCGUUUCUUAUGACCCGACAUGUGAUCGCUUCAUUAAUAAUGUGGUGGAAUGCUCGAACAAUGUAUUAAAUUCAAAGCUGGACUUUCUUUGUAAUAUACGGUGAUAAGUGAUUGCUACGUAGGAGCAUCGUUCCGUUACGGUUUAGUCUCAAGCGUUCUCCAGCUUUAUCAUAGUUCCUGAUUUUAUUUCUUAAUAUUCAAAUGUGCCACCUGAAUGUGACUCUCAUUUUCACGUGACUUCUUAGGUUUCAAAUUAAAUUGUUUUCUCCACA
Molecule: messenger RNA, 3061 nt
Organism: Hyalella azteca
Lineage: Eukaryota; Metazoa; Arthropoda; Malacostraca; Amphipoda; Hyalellidae
Exons: 3
Coding region: 1058-2107 (349 amino acids)
Source: RefSeq, a predicted model, not a curated record